CGUCGUAAACAAGCAUGUAGAACAUUACCAGUCCUAAACGGUAAUAGCUAGAAACAUGGUUCCAACGCUAAAAUGCUGCUUAGGUGUGAUAUUAGUUUUCAUGCUGGUAUACAGCAUGUUGCGCUUUAAACACGCUUCUUACGUUUGCUGUGUUGAACUUCUUGAACUUCAUUCCCAUCAACUUUGACCACAACUAUGAGGGGAAAAAGCUCAAACAGAUCAUCCAUAUUCGUUCCUGGAACUAAGUCUGAAACUAUCUGUGGAGUACUAACGAGAUCUCCACACUCUUUCGUACUCCAGAUCAUUUUUCCAUCCUUGGGAGCCAGUCCAACGAUUGUAACUUGAACAAUUCCUAUUGAAGCACAUAAUACAUCAAAUGACAAUCACACACAACAAUCACAAUGACCAAUUUGAAGGGCUGCUUCCCUCCACAGUGUCACAGUGUCUUGAGAUCCGUCAUCACAACACACUUCAACGUCUCUGACAGGAACUGGUCCAUCCUUUGUCUCGACAGGCCGCACCACUGUGGUCUUUGAAUAAAGAAAGCAAAUGUCAUACAAACAAACAAAUUGCUGACAUUUAAUACAUAAUUGUAAAAAACAGUAUUAUUUAUACAUGUACAUCGUGUAAUAUGGACAUUCAUGUGUAGUACAUAAUACAUUAUGAUGGGUUUUUAUCAUGACGGACGUAUUGAAGUCAAGAGUCAACAGACUGGACACUGAUGAAUUGACUAUAAUAAUUGUUUUUGGAUCCAAAAACAACAGUUACUCAUUCCUGGGUUAAUGAAUUUUGACUUCAACAUUAAGUUUACAAACAUGCUGUACACAUUGUGUCACACUGUAUUUCCUACACAUCCCACGCAUGCGCCUUGCACGCAUACGCCACUGCAAGUUUGUCUACGACUUUAAACGUUUCUGAUUCGAUGUUACGCUGUGUGCAACAGCAACUGUAAACAAUUUACACACGGUUUCAAAACAUUAUGCGGAAUACGAAUGUUACAGCUGUGACAUGCAGAAAAAAAAAGGUAGCCCGUAUAACAACAUUAACUAUACCUGAAUAAUAAUCAUACAAUUACAGCAUAAUAGCACGUUUCAAAUAGACCACUUACCGGCACAACCCGUCCUUGAACAGUUAUUAUUCUGUUGAGACAGUUUUCACCAUACUGUGACACCACAGCUGAUGGUGGAUUUAUGGUUUCUGUGGCUUUCGUGGCGACAUCCUCAGGCACGUUUACGCUUGAUGUUCUAAACGCCAUUGUGUUGGGUUUCAUGAAAAUUAGUGCGGAGCUGUUAUGCUUUGCUGGUACAAAGCCAUAGUUCCUUAACAGGUAUGUUCUGCCAACUUCCAUGUCGGUUCCUAUUUCCCGUAAUACACCGUCGUCUACGGUAACUUUUAUUGCUUCAGUGUCGUCCGCUAUUCCAUAGUGUAUACUCUUUUUUACUUUCCCCAUGGUCACUUGGUCACUCGUGAAAGUAAACUGAAGACAUUUUGUUACUUCCCUCCGUGCAACACACUUGACCUUUAGAGAUUUCAGAUGUUUAUAUGGUGACGAACCCUUGCUUGUGGUGGCGGGCUUGCUAAGCAGCUCCUUCAAAGACGUGUACUCGCUGAACACCAUUCUUGGUAACUUAACCUUCUUCACCGUGCUUUCACUCUCCUUCUUCUGUAAACAAACAAUCACAUGCCCAUAACGUCACAUCCGGGUACCGUGCUGCUGACUGCCGUGCAGGCGAACAUCAGUCCCCUGAUCCCAAAAGGCGUACUGGCGAUCGCCCCGAUAUGCUGCAGUUUAGCUUACUUGGUAGAGCGGCCGCCUCCCAUGCUGCGCACCCAGGUUCGACACUUGGCCGAGUCUUAUUUGUCAAUGUCUUGCAGUAGUUUAAGCAACAUAACCCUUUUACAUAAGAAACAGUAACAUAAAACGAAAUCCCCAUGUGCUACUACUACAGAGGAUGUCAUGGCUAAUUUCAUUAAAAUGUCAAUAUCUCAUAAACUAUUUUUGUCCCGCUAUUACUGUUCAUGCUCACACAUAUCAUAGAUUAUUUGAUAUACAUUUUGUUUUUUAAUUCAUAAUACAUAAACUUCAGACUCAUGCUGUAUGUGUUACUUGGUCAGCUGUUAUAGAGGAAAAUGUUUUUUUCUUCAGGUCUUGCAUCUUGAAAGUGUUGCUACCCUUCAAGUCUUACUUUACAGACACAUACAAUAGCUGACACUUUUUAGCCGUUUGCCUCUGCUCGUGAUGACAAACACUGUAGGGAUACUCACACAAAUGCUGAUUAAAACACAAAUGUAAUUGUGGAAUUAGCUUGUCUUUUGUCUUGCUCUUAUAAAUAUUUUUUGUAUUUUAACUAAAUUCAUGUAUUAUUUUAUCAUUAUUUUUGAUACAUUAUACUUAUGCACAAUUUGAUUUUACCAUAUGUAUAUUGCAGUCAUUUGCUUUUGAAAUACACAGUACACUGAAAAUAUCCAUAGUAUGUAUUUUAUUAACAUAUAUCAUCAAUUUGAAUACAAGCAUCAUUAAAAACAGCAGUACUGGAUAAAUCAUGCAUAUAUGAUGUAUGCUAUUUUAAGACCUCCAAACUUUAUAAAUAACUACAUAUUCACUAGUAGUAUUAAGAAUCAAUUAUUUGUAUUAAAUCUUAUCUCAAAUGUCAUAUUUUAAUGUCUUCAGAAAGCGAAUUACCGUUUUUUUUUAAAUAAUGACUACGCCAGUAUGUUCUUUCAUUCUAUUGAGUUGAAAUGUUGACUUUCUGAAGGUUCUUGUAGGUAUGUUUCCGAAACGUUUUGAACGUAUCUUUCCGAAAGCUCUUGAACGCAUCUUCCCGAAACUUCUUGAACGCGACAAAAUGUAUUCGACACUAGAGUUUGCCACUAUUGGUAUCUGGUACCAUCACGGAAGCAAGUGAGGAAACCUAAACAGGUAAACUAUGUGAUUUUUAAACAAAAUUAGUUUUAAAACAGUAGUUUUAUAAUGUUAUGUGUUCUGAAUGCAUAAACAUGUAAUGACAACACAUCCAGGUGUCUACUGGUUAUAGUUAAGGUUAAUUUUAGAUUUGUGUAUUCAUGAAUGAGGUAUCCACAAAUGAUAACGUUUUUGUUUGUUAAACUUUACACGAUUAACUCCCUUAUGUUUGUCCAUAGGUAUACAUCAUUAUGGUUGGGCAUAACAUUAUUUCUAUUAAUGUGUUCACUACGCGUUUUUAGUAGUAAUUCAAUUCAAUUCAAUUUAUUUUGUAUAGCACCUUUUACAAUGAACAUAGUCUCAAAGCAGCUUUACAAAAGAAGAAAACAGAGAAAGGGGAGGGGAAAAUGAAAAAUAAUAAUAAAAAAAUAAAAAAUAACUAAUUAACUAGAAAUAAGAAUAAAUUAUUAAAUUCUAUAAUUAGACUAUUUUAUCCCUAAUGAGCAAGCCUUUGGCAACGGUGGCAAGGAAAAACUCCCUGGGAUGGAAAGGAAGAAACCUUGAGAGGAACCAGGCUCAGAAGGGAACCCAUCCUCAUUUGGGUGACACUAAACAGUAAAUAAUGUAACUGAAACUGAUUAAUGUCCUUUUUACAACAGCAAUCAAUGACCCAUGAGGAACUAUUAGGUCAUUGUAGUUUCUAAGGUCAUUAUAAACACUAGUUCUUUGCUGUCACAAGCUGACAGAUGUAAUGGCAGAUCUGUGAUGGUGUGGAUGUCCCCAAGUGUCUCUGUCCAUGGCUGUCUCCUGGUCCACACAGAUCCAGCCACAGCAUCAGUGGGCACCACCAAGUGACCAGACUCCGACCAGGGGUAGGGCAGUGGUCACACUGGAAACUGGCAAACACUGGGAGCUCAGGAGUGGGGUGUAUAGCUCCACAGAGAAGGUAGAGAGAGAAAGAGAAAGAUAUUAAGUUUCUGAUCAUGUGAUGCUUAAAGACAGUGUAGAAUUAUGUGUAAAGUGCAGGCAGGGACUCCGGCAAGACUAGCUAUGACAUCAUAACUAAAAGGGAGAGCCAGAAGGUCACAAACAUGAAGGCUUCCCAGGACAUAAAGCAUCCAACCACUUCACAGUCAGUGACCUGAGCGACUUGCGAGGGUGGUAAGAUGACAGCAUCCAACACAUCCCAGUACACCAAACACUCUAUGACCAUGAACCUUCCAGAUCUGCUCCUUUACCUAAGAAAACUAUAUAUUAAAAGCUUGACUAAACAAAUGUGUCUUCAGCCUAGACUUAAACAUUGAGACUGUGUCUGAAUCCCCAACACUAAUUGGAAGGCUGUUCCAUAACUGUGGGGCUUUGAAAGAGAAAGCUCCGCCCCCUGCUGUAGCCUUUGCUACUUGAGGUACUACCAAGUAACCAGCACCCUUUGAUCGGAGUAGGCGUGGCGUAUCAUAAAAGACUAAAAGAUCGCUCAGGUACUGUGGCGCGAGACCAUUUACUGCUUUAUAGGUCAGUAACAGUAUUUUAUAAUCAAUGUGAAAUUUGACUGGGAGCCAAUGUAGUGUGGCUAAAAUAGGAGUGAUGUGUUCAUAUCUUCUGGUUCUAGUUAGGACUCUAGUUGCUGCAUUCUGGACUAACUGGAGCUUGUGUAUGCUCCUACUGGAACAUCCAGACAGUAAGACAUUACAAUAAUCCAACCUAGAGGUAACAAAAGCAUGAACAAGACAAGAUGAAACCAAAAGACCAUCCACCAUUACUCUGUAAUCAGAAAGCUCACUUCUAACUGCCUGUGGUCCUAGUACAAGCACCUCUGUCUUGUCCGAAUUAAGGAAGUUAGAGGCCAUCCAAUGUCUAAUGUCCUUUACACAUUCUUCUAUCUUAAUAAGCUGGUGUCUCUCAUCUGAUUUAACUGAAACAUAUAGCUGUGUGUCAUCGGCAUAACCAUGGAAGCUAAUACCAUGUUUACGAAUAAUUGCACCAAGGGGUAACGUAUAGGGAGAAAAGCAGUGAGCCUAAGACAGAACCUUGUGGAACACCGAACAUAACCUUGGUAUGCAUGGAGAAGUCACCAUCUAGAUCUACAAACUGAUAACGGUCAGUCAAAUAAGAACUGAGCCAGGAGAGGGCUGUUCCUUUAACACCAACAACAUGUUCUAGUGUAUCAAGUAGAACAGUGUGGUCAAUGGUGUCAAAAGCUGCACUAAGAUCGAGUAACACCAGUAAGGAGACACAACCCUGAUCAGAAGCCAGUAACAGGUCAUUGACCACUUUAACCAGUGCUGUCUCUGUGCUAUGAUGAGGUCUAAAUCCUGACUGAUACAUUUCAUAAAUGUUAUUUCUAUGCAGGUCUGAACAUAACUGCUGUGCUACAGCCUUUUCUAGGAUCUUUGAGAUAAAGGGCAGGUUUGAUAUCGUUAUAUAGUUAGACAGCUGACAGGGGUCGAGGUCCGGUUUUUUAAUCAAGGGUUUGAUAUCUGCUAGCUUAAAAGAUUUAGGCACAUAGCCAGUGCUUGGAGAAGAAUUAAUUACUUUUAGAAGGGGUUCAGUAGCUACUGGUAAUAUCUGUUUAAGGAAAGAUGUGGGUAAAGGAUCUAGGAUGCAGGUAGAAGAUUUUGAAGAAGAAAUUAGUGAAAUUAGAUCAGGCUCUUGAAGUGGAGUGAAGCACUCUAAGCUCUGAUCAGAAAUAGCUAUAUUAUCUUGUUACGGCCCAAGGUUGUGCCGGUGUUCUUUUCUCUUUCUAUCUCUUCCUGCUCUCACCGCCUCUUAGGUUCCCCACCCCCUUGGAAUCCCAUUCGUCAGCGGAGACAUCUAUCAUCAUUAACCUGUGUGACGUCACCGCGUUCGCUGCCAAUCCCUGAGAUCCGCGUCAGUUUAAAAGAGACGCUCACUCUCUUCUCUCUUGUUUUUCUUUGCUCUCUCCCUUGCCUACCUCACUUCACUUCACUCUGAUCUACCGCUGGGAAAAGAGGAUAGAAAGUUACUGGUAACUGAUUGUGCUACACGUAGGAAAGUGAUUUUGUAUAGAGACACUAGUAUAGGAGCAAGCGCCACUUCCUGUAUGUUUUGUUUGGGUUAGUUAGAGUAGUUUAGAUAGGGCGUGGAAACGCCGAAGACCUUUUCUUUUCCCUUUUAUUUUCCUAGAUAGAUCAGAGGAUUGUGGCGAGUUAGUUUUGUUUUGUUAUAUUUCUUUCUUUCAUUUGGCGCCGCUGUGGAUCCUCUCAUUUCCCUUCUGGUUGGAAGAUAAAUUAUUGUAGAUCUAUCUAUUCAUGUUUUUUUUUUGUUCUGAUUCUGCCGUAAACAAUAAAAAAACUCUUUUUAUCCUUGCAAUACGGUGAUUCGGCUGUCAAUUGCUACCAACCUCACUUAAAUGUGUCACCACUUAAAUGUUACUCCUGGUACCCUUAGACCUACCAUCUUGAGGUCGUAACAUUUAAUGGGGGCUCAUCCGGGAUCAUCAAUUUCGUGAUACCUGGAAUGGUGAUCAUUUUUGUGUAUGUUGGUGGCAAUUGACGUUGGUGCGUAAAGUGCGCGUGUAUGCGGUAGGGAUCUUGUGCCUAGCUAACUCUUCUUUGUGAUGGAGGCUUUCAGUUUGCAGGACUUUGUUCUAAACCCGACACUAGAACAACUGAAUAUUUGUAGGAAGCAGGAUUUAUUAAUGGUAGCUGACCAUUAUCAGAUUGUAGUGAAUAAACAAAGUCGCAAGGCAGAAAUAAAGGACAGAAUAUUGUUGCGUUUGCAUGAGAAGAAUAUUCUUCCUUCGUCAAGUGCUGGGGAUGAGACUGCUGAAAAUGUUGGCCCUGAGGACGGUGCUAUAGCGAAUCCCAGUCACGGGACUGAGGAGGAUUUGUUGAGUGGUCAGGCUAGUGCUGACGCGGAGGCGAAGGCGAAGGCUGGCUUGCCCCUCUUUGAUCCGCUCUCUCCGAUUUCCUCUAGUUCCAGAGGGGACGCGCGACUGAAAGUCCGCUUAGCCCGUUUGCAAUAUGAGGCACAGGAGAAAGCGCAAGCACGUCAGGCUGAAUUAAAUAUGAGGUUGGAGAUACGUAAACUCGAGAUUGAGGCUGAAAAAGAGGUCAAACUGCGACAACUAGAUCUGGAGGCAUUGAGGGUUACUUCCAGUUCAGCCGCGCAGCUGAGCCCAGCUCUUGCCUCUGAUGUUUCUCCACCCAUUGAUCCAUCCCAGAGCAUGUUUGACAUUAGUAAGCACAUUGCCUUAUUACCUCAAUUCAGAGAAUCUGAAGUAGACUCCUACUUUUGUGCAUUUGAACGAAUAGCCACUUCCCUCCGUUGGCCCAAGGAAGUUUGGUCGUUACUUUUGCAAUGCAAGUUAUUUGGUAAGGCUCAGGAAGUUUGUUCCACUUUGUCGGUAGAGGACAGCUUGAAUUAUGAGAGUGUCAAGUCUGCCAUUCUCCUAUCUUAUGAGCUUGUUCCGGAAGCUUAUAGGCAGCGAUUCAGAGGACAUAAGAAAAAUUCUACCCAGACGUUUGUGGAAUUUGAGAGGGAGAAAGGAAUUUUAUUCGAUAAGUGGUGCACAGCUAGUAAGAUGACUGACUUUAACUCACUACGGGAGCUGAUGUUACUGGAGGACUUUAAAAGUUGCUUGCCAGAGCGAGUUGUUGUUUACCUUAACGAACAGAAGGUAUCCUCAUUGUCGCACGCAGCUGUUCUAGCGGACGAAUUUGUGUUAACGCACAAGAACGUCUUUACACCUACACGCUUAGAGAAAACCCAAUCUGCACCUUAUGCACAAGCAAAUCGUUCCAAAUCCACUCCAGCUCGAGAGGAACGCGAGUGCUUUUACUGUCAUAAAAAGGGUCAUGUCAUUGCUGAUUGUUCAGUUUUAAAAAGAAAACAACACCCACAAGCGAAAAGCGUAGGUUUUUUAAAAACUCAAACUACUGUUAACACAGCUGAUAAAAGAAUCGAUGACAGCUAUCGACCUUUUAUUCUGGCAGGGUUAAUUUCCUUAUCUGGAAGUCCCGAGGAUCAGAUAAAGGUAAAGAUGCUUCGAGACACUGGUGCUAUGCAAUCCUUUAUUGUUGCAGAUAAAUUGCAGUUGUCGGAUGACACUUUCUGCGGUUCUAGUGUAAUUGUACAAGGCAUUGAGAUGAGUUGCAUCAAGGCGCCGUUACAUUGCAUACAUCUCCAGAGUGAUCUGUGUACAGGAUUUGUGAGAGUGGCUGUGCGUCCGUCACUUCCUGUGAAGGGCGUUGACUUCAUCCUUGGAAAUGACCUGGCAGGAGGAAAGGUAAUGCCUGUGUUAGAGGUUGUUGAUAAACCAAAUUUAUACUGUCAUUCGGAUUUGUCUGACACUCACUCUAAUGUUUUCCCCGCGUGUGCAGUUACUCGCGCUCAGGCGUGCAAGUUUGGUGAUGUAGUUGAGUUGUCUAAUUCAUUCUUCUCUCCGCUCCUUGCUGGUCAGAAACCUGUUAAUAAUGAGAUGUCUUUAGAAAAGCAAGUAGUUACAGAGAGCCCUGUUAAUGUGGCUGAGAGCGACAUGUUACAGUUACCUGUGUCAUGA
Hemibagrus wyckioides is the source of this 8423-nucleotide messenger RNA. RefSeq lists its product as uncharacterized. Gene Ontology annotation, molecular function: zinc ion binding; nucleic acid binding. Lineage: Eukaryota; Metazoa; Chordata; Actinopteri; Siluriformes; Bagridae. The transcript is spliced from 2 exons. The record is from RefSeq and is a predicted model, not a curated record. Bases 6480 to 8423 code for a protein of 647 amino acids.